Messenger RNA from Eleginops maclovinus (Patagonian blennie), 4210 nucleotides. RefSeq names its product zinc transporter ZIP3-like. Gene Ontology annotation, molecular function: zinc ion transmembrane transporter activity. NCBI's taxonomy places the organism in Eukaryota, Metazoa, Chordata, Actinopteri, Perciformes, Eleginopidae. Bases 889 to 1845 code for a protein of 318 amino acids. Gene Ontology annotation, biological process: zinc ion transmembrane transport. The record is from RefSeq and is a predicted model, not a curated record. The transcript has 3 exons. Gene Ontology annotation, cellular component: plasma membrane.
UGCAGUUGUAUAGAAAAGGAAAUUCCUCCUAUGAGAUUGUUAGAUUUAAUUCAUUUUUAGUGGCAUUAAAAGGUUUACUAUAAAACAAUAAAUGUAUAUACGCACUUUUUUAAAAACAUUUUAAUAUAUACAAAUGAGAUAAAAGGAACUUUUUGUAUAUAUGAUUUCAUUUCUUUUUACUUUCUUUCGAUCAAAGCAAAGGAGGAAGGCGGAUUUGAAUAGCUCUUAACGUCAUUAACAGUACAAAAAAUAAUAAUUCAAGCAGCACAAAAUUAUUUUUUUAGAAUUAUGCUCCAACCUUUACUUUUUUUUUGUACUACUAAAAAAAUCCACAUUCCCAACCUGUCAUAUUUGUGACCUUUUAAUAUGAAGCAGCACUGUGUUUUCCUUUCAUCACCGAUCAUGCCAGUGCAAUUGUUACAGACAUGAAAUUUGAGAAACCAAGACUUAAAAUGUAACACCUUAAAACUACAUUUUAUCCAGAAUUCACCACUUCUAAUAUUAAAAAGGUGCCAAAUCAGGUUUGACUACACACACAUGGUCACUGAUUAUCUGAUCAAUUUUAGAGGUCAAUUCACAGUAACCAAAUGAUGAGGUUUCACAGCUAAACAACCUUUCCCCCAGAACCUAGUAUACUCAGAGAUACUGGUUUAAUAUUUAGUUAAAAUAAUCAUAUACAGUUAUUUUUACCCGAGUAACAUUUUCAUUUUAACGUUUUAAUCCUGGAAGAAUAAUAUUUAACGUGUGAUUAGUUUUUACUUUAGUAAACCAUUGGAUUACUUCCCCCAAGACUACGUCAUUACCCUCCACUAGCCAACGCGCAGGGGCGGUGAGGAAGUGUUUUCAUACACCUGCUGGAGAGAAAACGGAGGGUCGCACUGCUUCAGGAUGGAGAUCCUGGUGGCCAAGCUGCUCGGGCUGUUCGGGUUAUUCGGCCUCAUGCUGGCGGGUGUGCUGGUCCCAGUGCGUCUCCUGCAUGCAGACUCCGACCAGGCCCUGAGAUACAGGAGAGCUCUGUCUCUUUGUAACUCUUUCGGAGGGGGGGUGUUCCUAGCCACGUGCUUCAACGCUCUGCUGCCCGCGGUCAGAGAGAAGGUGGCCGACGUGUUCCAGCAGCUGAAGAUCAGCAGCGACUAUCCUCUGGCUGAGACGAUGAUGAUGCUCGGCUUCUUCCUCACAGUGUUUGUGGAGCAGUCUGUGCUCACCUUCAGGAAAGAAAAGCCGUCCUUCAUCGACCUGGAGACCUUCAAUGCUGUCGGGUCAGAGGCCGGCAGCGACUCGGAGUAUGAGACGCCCUUCAUCUCCUCUACACGUGACACCCCAGGUGGCGUCGGCAGUCACCGUUCCCACAGACACCAGCACGGACACUUCAGCCCAGCCGAGCUGGCAGGGGCGGGGCCUCUACGGCUGGCCAGCCUGGUCCUGGCACUGUCCGCUCACUCUGUAUUCGAGGGCCUGGCGCUCGGCCUACAGGACAAUGGAUCAAAGCUUGCUAGCCUCUUCCUGGGCGUGGCCGUGCAUGAGACGCUGGCCGCAGUGGCACUCGGGUCAAGCGUGGCCAAGGCGUCGCUUGGCAUGAAGGACGCCACCAAGCUGGGCAUCACAGUCAGCCUUAUGAUCCCGCUGGGGAUGUUGGUGGGGAUGGGCAUCGAAUCGACUCAGACACUGGCAGGCAGCGUUGUGUCGGUGGUGUUGCAGGGAUUCGCUGCUGGCACCUUCCUGUUCGUCACCUUCUUUGAGAUCCUCUCCAGAGAGCUGGAAGAUAAACAGGACCGGCUGCUCAAAGUGCUUUUCCUCGUCCUCGGCUACACCGUGCUCGCCGCACUGGUCUUCAUCAAGUGGUGAACCACAGGAAGUGCUCUGACACACACAGCAAUACCAAAAGACUUUACUCCAUAAAGGCAGCAGAGUCCAGCUGUGCGAGGCAGAAACAUCUGCAGCGGCUGGACCAACACUAACUCUUUAUUGUCUUCAGCUUUGUCUGUCAUGUUAACUGUUUAGUUAAAGUGGCCAUAGAAUGCAUCUAUCUGGUAUUUUAAAUUGUUCUCUGAUGUCUACAAAGAAGGUAUAUCACUUCGGUUGAUCCAAAAAAUGUCCAGAUGCGGUUUUACAGGCCCAUUUACAACCCUAUGAUUUGGUCCUAGAAUGAAACAAGCUCAAUUGCCUUAUUUGGGGCUCAUUUACAUAAUUAUGACAAGCUCUGCUCUGAUUGGCUGGUUUACAACGCGCAACCCAUGACUGCCUCCGAGCCCACAGAAGUAAGGGAAGUUCGCGAAAGUGUGAGAGAUGAACCAUGGAGGCUAUUGGCAUCCAACCUUACAUGUUUGAGCCUUUAUCGGAGGAGGAAACCGAUGAGUUUGAAGAACAGCCAGUUGGUCGGAGAUUGGAGAGCAACGUUACGGAGUGGUUAGUGUUAGCGUGAGUGUUUCCAGUAGCUGGUGUAUGCAAAUGUAGGGGCUGGACUACCGUGUGUGACGUCACACACAGGGAUUGUUGUAAUUCGCCCGUUUUACCGCUGUGAUAUGCAUAUUCAUGAUUUGCACAUGAAGGAGGAAACAAUGGUGUUUGAGGUUCACGGUAUGUCAGUACAAUGUACCAAACUCUCCUUAUUCAACUAUGCCAAGGGAAAUAAAGUUUUACAUUCUAUGGCACCUGGAUGUCCCAUGAUCCAAGGUCAAAUGCUCAGAUCACUGCGCCACAAGGCUGCAUAUACAUGCUAAUGUCCAGCAGUGGCUCAGUCAGUAGGGGCUUGGACUGGGAAUCGUAGGGUCGCCGGUUCAAGUCCCCAAACAGACUUGAAAUAUGGAAAGUGGACUGCUACUUGGAGAGGUCCCAGUUCACCUCCUAGGCCCUGGUAUGGUGCCCUUGAGCAAGGCACCAGACACCUCCAAUCCCCCCUCUCCAUUGCUCCCCAGGCGCUGCACAAUAGCUGCCCACUGCUCCUAGUACUAGGAUGGGUUAAAUGCAGAGGACCAAUUUCACUGUGUGCUCUGCUGUGUGCAUGUAUGUGACAAAAAAGAGGGUUUCCUCCUCCGAUUAUUCUUCUUCUAAUGGUUGAGUCCAUCCUCCGAUUCUUCUUCUAAUGGUUGAGUCCAUCCUCCGAUUCUUCUUCUAAUUGUUGAGUCAUAUCUGAUGCUUAGGUCUCUCAAGGAAGGGGGUCCGCCUGCUUUACAUAGAUUAGAAUUUGCAAUCAUAGAUGGAAAUAUGCAAGGAGGAUUUACCUUCCCAUACACUGAAGUAUUUUACAAAGAAAAAAGAAAGGCAGAUGCUUGUCAAUUGCUUUUAGAAACUUUACUUUCCAUCUUUUUAAGCUGGGAUAUGUUGUACACAAUUCUUUUGUCAAAUUCUAAGAGAAAAAUAACUGGAUACAAUAACCCAUGAAUACUAGUAAAUACUAAUAAUGAAUAAAUUAUAGUGCAAGUGUACUUUUCUCCAGCUUUGAAUAUUUUCUGAAAUUAAAUAAUGGCACGAAAGAAACAUUUAAAUGACUUUUUAAAACAUUUCCCCAUUUUUAAAUGUUAAACACUUCUUUUCUGGGUAAGUUGCAUUUUUAAAACUAAACGAGACCUUAUUUAAACGCAAACAUAUUUUGUCCUAUAAUCAAUAAAACUAUCAUUAUUUAGAACUAUUAAAGGUAACUGCUAUACAUCAAAUAAUAUAUUUUAUAAGGAAUUAAUCUCCUUUAGGCUUUUUUGCACUUUUUUAUUUCCUCAAUGCUUUUUUAGCAGUUAUCCCUUGUGUCCAUAAACUGAUUCAGACCAAAGAUUCAGUGCAGGACCAAAAGCUCCCAACCAUUACUUAGGUAAAAGUAGAAAUACCAAAUUGUACUAGAGCCAAAUUGUACUGUACUUACAAGUGAACUUCCUGUUGUAUCUGCGGAACGUGGAGCUUCUUUUUAUUCCUUUAUAUGCUGCUUGGUGGUUUAAGACAACAUCAUAUUGUAUUUUUCUACUUAUCUGAACAGCAAAGUAACUACAGCUUGUUAAGUAAAAGUAUAAUAUAUAAUAGUAUAGUGUAAUUAUUAUAAUAUAUCAUAAAAUAUAAAUCUAAAAGUAAAGUAGUUCCAAAUUGUACCUGAGUGCAGUACUCGAGGGAGUGUUGGGGUUAAUGGAAAGUCAAAGAGAAAGAAGUUUAAUAUAUAUUAAUGCUUUUAGUCUGGUGUUAAAUUGUGUUUCUGAAUAAACCUGCUGUGUCUACACCAAGCACACAA